Molecule: messenger RNA, 1452 nt
Organism: Parastagonospora nodorum SN15
Lineage: Eukaryota; Fungi; Ascomycota; Dothideomycetes; Pleosporales; Phaeosphaeriaceae
Exons: 1
Coding region: 1-1452 (483 amino acids)
Molecular function (GO): oxidoreductase activity
Source: RefSeq, a predicted model, not a curated record
AUGCGUUCGUUCGCCGCAUUCGUCGCGACUGCGGUGGCCAUACCAAUGGCCAUCGCCGCGCCCAACAAAGCCUGGAACUCGGACAAGCUGGAUGCCAAGUACUACUCGCCGGAGCAAGUCAUGGAUGUUGAUGUUGUGAUCAUCGGUGCAGGUGGCAUGGGUGCUUAUUCAGCUAUCCAACUCAAAGACGCAGGAAAGAAGGUCGUGGUAGUGGAGUCGAAGGACCGCUGCGGAGGCCACACGGAGACGUACCACGACAAAGAGACCGGAAUCCCUAUCGAUAUGGGUGUGAAGCUGUACCAUGACGAACCUCUGGUGUACCAGUGGUUCGCCCGCUUCAACCUUUCUACCACCUUUACCACCGGCGCAGCUGGGGCAGCCGCCGGGCCAAACCUGAACGUUGACUUCAGGACUGGACAGGUGAUCCCGGGCCUGCCUGCUGCCAACCAGACGGCUAUUGGUGCUGCUAUCGCACGGUAUGCUGCCAUUAUUUCGCAGUGGCCUCAACUCGAGGGUGGCUUCUACCUCCCUGAGCCUAUUCCCGAGGAUCUGCUCAUGCCCUUCGGCCAGUUUGUUCAGAAGUAUCAGCUCACCGAUGCGGUGCAGACUAUCUAUGUCAUCACUUCUGCGUUUGGCGACGUUCUCGAGAUCCCCACGUUACAGGUGAUCCGUACCUUCGGUUUGGGUCUCAUUAAAACCAUGCAGAACUUCCAGACCAGCUCGGUCAAUGACAACAGCCUCCUCUUCGAGAGGCUCACUGCCGAACUCCUGGCAUCCAACUCUUUGCUUCUGUCUUCCAAGGUCACCAAGGUGGCACGCGUGAGCAAGAUUGAUGGCGGUGUCAAGGUUCUUGUCGAGACUCCCAAGGGCUGCCGUCUCAUCCAAGCGAAGAAGAUCCUCAUGGCCAUCCCGCCCACUCCCGAGAACCUCCAGACAUUCGACCCCAGCGGUGACGAGUUGAAGAUUUUUAGCCAAUUCACUUCCGUUGGUUACUUCACGUCCAUCAUCAGGCACGCUGCGCCCAACAACACUGCCGUCAACAACCUGGCAAUCGACAGGCCGUACGCAGUGCCAGCUAUGCCUGCUGUGUACAACAUCCUUCCUACGAGCAACCCUACCCUGAGCCUUGUCUACUACGGCACCAAGGUUGGCCAACAGAUCAGCACCGAGCAGGCGAAGGCUGCCAUCAUGGCGGACAUCAACCGUUUCCGAGCUGUGAACAACGUCACUGGCCCCGCGCCCGAGUUCGUUGCAUUCGCCAACCACGCCCCAUACAACCUGAUGGUUGGAGCCGAGGCUACGCGCGCUGGAUUCUACAAGAGCCUGUACGGACUGCAGGCGAAGCGCAACACUUUCUGGACUGGUGCGGCUUUCAGGGCUCACGACAGCUCUUCCAGCUGGGCCUUCACCAGCAGGAGCGUGCUGCCUCAGCUGUUGGCCAGCUUGCAGUAG